ACGCCUAUGACAGUUGGUACAUUCCUAUGCCACCUAGAGGAGGAUCCGGCGCAGUUAGCCUUUAUGCGAAUCUAUCAUCAGAUUCCUAUCACUGGGACUGAGUGGGCAAAUCCGGACACACGAGCCCAGCAGGCCGGUAAAGAUCCUGCUGGUCUAGAUAAGAUUUGUGGUGAACGAGAAGCGUUUAAGCUGUUGAUGCGUCAAGGCUGCAACUCCGUUCCACGUUUCCUUGGCUACGACGAAAAGAUACAAGCAGAGAAUGAACUUAUUCCUGGUGGCUAUACUAAGUACCUCGUAUGGGAAAAGGUUCCUGGGGAGUCCCUUACAGAGGAAUUCUUUUGGAGCUUAGAUCGCUCUACACGUGAUGAUAUCCGCGCUAAGUUUCGCGUUGCUUACGAAGAGAUUCUACGAUGCCGUGUAGUGCCACAGAUGUCCAGAAUUUCUAAGAUCAUCUACGAUCAGACUACAGGCAAUGUUCGCAUUUCGGAUUUUCGAAUGGGAUGGCCAAUCCGUUCCAAAUUCCAAUGGUCAGAUACCCGGUACAUGGCGUACGGACUCGCUAAGCGACCAGAAGAGGAUUGGAACUGGCGUCAGCAUCCGGAGAACUGGGAGUUAUGAAAUUUCGAAAAAAUCUGGCAGUCAAUCAGCUUGGAAUCGAUCAAGGAGUGUAUGAAGUAGCGGCUGAGCAGUGACAGAUUAGCUUGAAGGCUCAGAUCCAGGCUAUGCCAAGCAGGGAGAGACUGAAGAGAAUGCAAAAAUCAGCGUUAGACCAUGGUAUCAACUAAGGUCUAAUGUUGGAUUCAUGGCACGGAGGGGAAGUGGUGAAUCAACUGAGGGGCUCAGAAGAAUAAUCCAUAUUCCAAUACCACAAAGAAGAUCCCUAACGGAAGUCGUUGUCUUUGAAUAGGACUGUAUUAGAGACAAUGGGAAGGGCCGCAUAUGUUAU
This is a messenger RNA of Aspergillus pseudonomiae, 946 nucleotides long. RefSeq lists its product as uncharacterized. Bases 7 to 618 code for a protein of 203 amino acids. NCBI's taxonomy places the organism in Eukaryota, Fungi, Ascomycota, Eurotiomycetes, Eurotiales, Aspergillaceae. The record is from RefSeq and is a predicted model, not a curated record. The transcript is spliced from 3 exons.